AUGGAUCCGCAGCUCAGACAGCGCGCAGUCGUGUGUCCAGGAUUCGAUGCGAUGGACAGAAGCCCUGUGGUCUUUGUGCAUCUAAAGGAAAGGAAUGUUCGUAUGUCCCCAGCAGACGCGGAGGACCCCGCAAGAAAAGACACCAAAGCUAUUCUCCCGAACAUCUUACACACCAAGAUGAUGCGCAUCAUCCAGAGUCGCUGGUUCAUGUUUGAUCAAUUCGAUUUCUUAUCUGUGCCUGCGGCAGGCUUACACGCCUUGGAUCCGAUGGACCACUCUCCCCCAUCCCAGCCUUCCGAUACCGCCGAAAGCGAUCAAUUUCUUAUGCAGACAGAUUCAGAGCCAUCGAGCUAUAGCGAUGUUCCAAAGUUUCUGCCAAUUGACAACCAUGCUCCGUACGCUGGAUUAUCGCAUAAAAGCCCCGCGAUGCUCUACGUGCCUAUAUCGCCUCUGAGCCUUGCCGUGUCUGCAAUUUUAGCUUUGAUACCACACCCCGGGGAUCUGGAACCACUUUCUGAGGAGUCUGUCAUUCAACGGAGGGCAUAUGCACAUACAUUUGCUACCCUUGCAAGCUCGAAAGCAGAAGAAGAUUGGGAUUUUGAGUCAUCAUGCGAUCUGAGCCAACCACGGCCAAAUCAGCAGCCUUCCAUCCCUCGAGGAAGGUUCCAUGACUACACACCAGUAGAACUUGAAAGCUUGUUGGCUUUGCUAGUGCUUUCGGUAUACGAAUAUGCCCAGAGGGGAAAUGUGUUGAAGAUGAAGUCCCGCGCUCGUCAAGCCUUGUCCAUUGCGAUGGAUAAAUCCCUCGAUCGUUGGAUGGUUGAAGAUGGCGAUUCAGAAGCCCGGCGAAGAGCUUGGUGGAUGACGUAUUACUGCUUCAUCCAAUGUUCAAUUGUCAACGCGACUCCUCUUACGAUCACUAUCAACGACCCUGAAUUCAAAACUCCUUAUCCGACGUUCUCAUCAGAUAAAGAGGGGUGGUCUAUCCUGAUCCAAACACAACAAUUGCUGGUGUCUGCCACCCAAUAUAUCACCGACCUCGACAGAGCAAUUUCUUCCCGCACAAAGCUUGAUUCUGUCUUCCGGGAAAUGCAAAGGCUUGAUACCUGGGCAAAAUCCAUACUCGCGCAAGUAGAUCGGCUUCCAACACUCGCAGACGAGCCCGGUAAGAGCAACUACGGCGAGAUCACCACGGCCAAGAGCGUGCGCGCAAUGUCAACAAUCAAACUGAACAGUGCCCACAUCAAGAUCCACCGAUUCCGCGCCUUCUCCGAUAUUCCAAUCUUCAUCAAGAAGCAUUGCGAUCUGGCAGUGGCUUAUACAGAUGAAUCGAAAUCUCAUACAGAACUGAAUGCCGUGGUAACUCAGGCCGAGACAGAAAACCCAUCGUGUUCGUGCAGCAGCCUCAAGCCGUUCCAAGAUCUCUUUUCAGUCGAGCCAUCCUUCCAGCCUGCCAAUUCAAAUGCAGAUUCUUCGGCCACACAGGGGUCCUUCUCGCCAGACUUUCCCUACAGCUGUCAAGAUUCCACGAAAAUCUGUUACCGGGCUGCGAUUACCAUUUCGAAAAUGUUUGAGAGUCUGCCUAUACCGCAACCUUUACAACCCCUUCAUCAGCAGCAGCUAUAUCGCGAGAACCUUCCCCGAACAAUGCCGUCUUUUGCCUGCUGUCUCAUGCAAAGCAGCUAUGCUAUGCUUAUGUUGUUCUAUAAAGCUCGUGUGGGUGUGGGAUUCUGUUCGGGAUCAGAUGAACAAAAUACCGAAAGAUCUCUUGCAGAACAUAUAAAUGAGUUACGGCAUGGUCUGCGGCGUACGAUUACUGCGGCUUCAAAUUACUCGCAAGCAUUUGAAGCGUUGAAUGGAAUGAGAGACGAGAUUCGUGGUGCAUAUGAAACCGCUUUUCCUGAAGACUUUAUGGACGAUGGAGACGUCACUGCUGUUCCUGUCGAUAUCAGCAACAUUGAUGUUGGUGGUUUCACUGGAUAUGGAAAUUGA
Messenger RNA from Penicillium antarcticum, 1992 nucleotides. Its product is annotated as fungal specific transcription factor domain-containing protein. Lineage: Eukaryota; Fungi; Ascomycota; Eurotiomycetes; Eurotiales; Aspergillaceae. The record is from RefSeq and is a predicted model, not a curated record. The coding region runs from base 1 to 1992 and encodes 663 amino acids. The transcript has 9 exons.